This is a messenger RNA of Fomitopsis serialis, 429 nucleotides long. RefSeq lists its product as uncharacterized. The transcript has a single exon. The record is from RefSeq and is a predicted model, not a curated record. Bases 1 to 429 code for a protein of 142 amino acids. Lineage: Eukaryota; Fungi; Basidiomycota; Agaricomycetes; Polyporales; Fomitopsidaceae.
AUGAACCAUGCCGAGCGCUCCAAGUCUCUGUUUGCCGACUUUCAAGAGCACCUCCUUGAGGAUCUCCUCGCCUUCCGCUUGCAUUUCGAAGGUUCCGACCGCGACCUGUGGGACCGUGCGCAGCGCACCCUUCACCUCGUCACCGACCUCCGCGAACAGCUGGAUCGCCACCAGAUCGACACCGGGAUCUGCAUCCACGACCUUUCCACUUCCAUUACCAGGAUCUCCCACGAUACUGACUCCCUGACCCGCCGGGUCCGUGAGCUGGCCGCCUCUUCCUCUGAUCCCGCCGUUCUUGACGUGUUAACCACCGUGGAGCAGCGCAUGGUGUUCCUCAUCACCCGCCUUCAGUCCAUCCCUGUUUCCUUCCCUACUCCGCCGUUUCCUCCUCCAGACCAGUCCCCUCCGACACCUCCUGUCUCUCUUUGA